Ictalurus furcatus (blue catfish) is the source of this 2528-nucleotide messenger RNA. It is a transcript of the gene lck, whose product is annotated as LCK proto-oncogene, Src family tyrosine kinase. Bases 734 to 1972 code for a protein of 412 amino acids. The transcript has 10 exons. NCBI's taxonomy places the organism in Eukaryota, Metazoa, Chordata, Actinopteri, Siluriformes, Ictaluridae. The record is from RefSeq and is a predicted model, not a curated record. Gene Ontology annotation, cellular component: extrinsic component of cytoplasmic side of plasma membrane. Gene Ontology annotation, biological process: innate immune response; B cell receptor signaling pathway; cell surface receptor protein tyrosine kinase signaling pathway. Gene Ontology annotation, molecular function: non-membrane spanning protein tyrosine kinase activity; ATP binding; signaling receptor binding.
GCUCUGUAUGGGGGAAGUGGAAAGCUCGUUGUGUUUCGAAACAAAGAGGAAGAAAUCUGCCAUCGAUCUGUUUCUCCUUCUUUGCAUAGAGAAGUGCUAGAUGAGUAUCUACGGAAUGAUUAUUUUUUUUAUUGUUAAGAUAAGCGCUCGCGGUGAUAAACUCCUGGUUUGAUAUUAUUAUCAGAUUAUAGUCUGAUAUUAUUGUUUCCAGUAUAUGACGAUAGAUACCUCACACUAUUUCACAUCCAAUUGUAUGCUCACUGGCCACUUUAAUAGGAACACAUGUACCCCUGCUCAUUCAUGUGCUUAUCCAAUCGGAACAUCAGGUGGCGGCAGGGCACGUCAUGUCAUAAGCGUCGGUUAAUUUCCACGUCAAACAUUUUUCACAUGAGGGGAAAGAAACUGUCUUGGCAUGCCCGAUGGACUUCCUGUUCCUGUUCUUGGCUGACAGGAGUGGAACCCGACGUGCUGUCUUAUGUUUCGGCGUGUUGAGAUGCUUUUCUUCUCGGCACGGUUGUACAGAGUGGAUUUUGAGUCACCGUAGUCUUCCUGUCAGCUGGCUGUUCUCCUCUGACCCUCUCUCAUAAGCAAGACGCCGAUUUUCCGUCUGCGCACCAACCUGUGUGAUCUCUAGAGUUUUGUGUGAAAAUUCCAGAAGAUGCAGCAGUUUCUGAAAUACUUAAAGCGACACCUACAACAAUACCACGGUUAAAGUGAAGAUCCUGAAUGGUACAUGGCCGAGUCUCUGUCGACGGGACAGAGGGGUUACGUGCCGCGCAACUUUGUAGCCAAACUCAACAGCAUGGAGACAGAACCCUGGUUUUUUAAGGAUCUCUCCAGAAACGAUGCCAUGAGGCACCUGCUGGCCCCCGGCAACACGCAGGGCUCGUUCCUGAUCAGAGAGAGUGAGACCACACCAGGCAGCUUCUCUCUCUCUCUGCGAGAUCUGGAUCACAACCAAGGCGACGUCAUCAAGCACUACAGAAUCCGCAACCUGGACGCUGGCGGCUUCUACAUCACCAGCAAGAUCUCCUUCACCUGCCUGUCCGAGUUGGUCAAACAUUACACCCGAGAUUCAGACGGCUUGUGCACACGUCUGGUGAAACCGUGUCAGACGCGAAUGCCACAGAAGCCGUGGUGGCAGGACGAGUGGGAGAUUUCACGUGAGUCGCUCAAGCUGGAGAGGCGAUUGGGACAGGGACAGUUUGGAGAAGUCUGGAUGGGUUUGUACAAUAAUAACCGGAGAGUGGCCAUUAAGAGUCUGAAACAUGGCACCAUGUCCAUCGACGCCUUCCUGGCCGAGGCUAACCUGAUGAAGAACCUGCAGCACCCACGACUCGUACGCCUCUUCGCUGUGGUCACUCAGGAACCCAUCUACAUCGUCACCGAGUUCAUGGAGAACGGCAGCCUGGUGGAUUUUCUGAAAACGCCGGAAGGAGCAAAUUUGCAAAUCAACACCCUGAUCGAUAUGGCCUCACAGGUGGCUGAUGGUAUGGCCUACAUCGAGCAGAAGAACUACAUCCACCGAGACCUGAGAGCCGCCAACAUCCUGGUGUCUGAUGAACUCAUAUGCAAGGUCGCAGACUUCGGCCUCGCCCGGCUCAUCGAGAACAACGAAUACACAGCCAGAGAAGGUGCGAAGUUUCCCAUCAAAUGGACGGCUCCUGAAGCCAUCAACUACGGCACAUUCUCCAUCAAGUCAGACGUCUGGUCUUUUGGCAUCCUGCUGACUGAGAUUGUGACCUACGGCAGAAUUCCUUACCCAGGUAUGACGAAUCCUGAGGUGAUCCAGAACUUGGAGAAAGGGUACCGCAUGCCUCGUCCGGACAACUGUCCCGAGGACCUGUACGUCAUAAUGAUGGAGUGUUGGACAGAAGACCCGGAGAAGCGCCCUACGUUCGAGUACCUGCGCAGCGUCCUGGAGGACUUCACCACGGCCACCGAGCGGCAGUAUCAGGAGCAGCCUUACUGAGGAUGAACCAAACGAUGGUUUAAAAAGACAGAGCUGUGCUUAUCCGUGAUUAUUACAAGACAGAAACAUCCCUAUCUUUUUUUCUUCUCCUUGAUUAUGUUAUGUACAGUAUAUAACCUACUGAGGUCCUUAUUUGAGGACAGUGGGUCUCUUUUUUUCUCUCUUCCAUUUUUAAAGACAGUAAUUAGCUCCUGUAGUUUUAUUUGCUUUUUAACAAGGCUGAAGAUGUCUGAGAAAAAAAAACAAAAAACUGUCCAUCACCAGCCAUUUUCACUCUUGAAGUGCGGAAUGAUUGUCUUUCAACUCCUUGUACGUAAUCCUAUCAGUGUUCAUCGUGUCCUGUAUUUAGCUUAACUACCUAUAAAUAGUCCAAAUAAAAUAAACUGAUUUCCCUCUUCUGACACCAAAAUGUGUAGUUCAGAGCGGUAAGAAAACGCCUGAACUCACAUGAGGACCCUCGAACAUCAGUGUGAGUGGCAAGAACAAUGAAAUAAAAUGUUCUCUCUCUCUUUUUUUUAAUUUUGUUGAAAUGUAUAAAUAAAAGUCAUUUAAUACA